Messenger RNA from Solanum lycopersicum (tomato), 917 nucleotides. RefSeq names its product nucleolar protein 12 domain-containing protein. NCBI's taxonomy places the organism in Eukaryota, Viridiplantae, Streptophyta, Magnoliopsida, Solanales, Solanaceae. Gene Ontology annotation, cellular component: nucleolus. The record is from RefSeq and is marked validated. Gene Ontology annotation, molecular function: rRNA binding.
AAUAGGAAAUUUGUGAAGCUAAAGAUACAACUCCAUGAAGCAUUAGUUCCAAUUUCAGGGUUUUAGGUUUUACAGAGCUGCCAUGGAAGAAGCUGAAGCUGAAGCUGUAUUGGGAGAUGGAGGACAAAAUCUGAGGAUACGAGGUAGACAUAUCAAGAAAAGAGCCCUCAAGAACAAAGCCCUAACUGUUUCUUUCGAUGAAAAAGACCUCAAGGAUUUUGUUACUGGGUUUCAUAAGAGAAAGAAGAAGAGAAGAAAAGAUGCCCAAGUUCAAUUGGAACAAGCCCUACGGAGAAAACGUAUUGAGGCUCGUAAAAAGAGAAAGGAGGAGAGAGAGUUUGCCAUCUUUGGUGGAGCAGCGCCUGAUUCAGCUGCUGUAACUGAUGAGCCCGAUGAGGACCUCGACGUCGAAGAGGAAAAUGAGCCUAAUGCAACAGUUUCAGGGACUACGACAUAUGACAAUGGCGAUGUGCAAGUCAUCGUGACAACAAGUGAGAUCUCUCGUGAAGAAGAAGAAUCCCCAGCUCAAGUGCCACCACCAUCAGCAAUAGUUAAACAUGCUAUAGAAAGUAAAAACAGCAAACAAAACAUUCCGGUAAGCAAGAAGAAACCAUUCAAGAAAUCUGCGAAAAAGAGAUCUCGGCCCAAGCCACAGAGCAAGAGAGAUAAGAGGAAAGGUAAAAAGAAGAACAAGAAGCAGCAGCAGUAGCAUUGUUAUUUCUUUAACCUUAGCACCUCCCCCUUCAUAUGAAAAAAAGAGAGAAAAAAAUGUUUCAUCCGUGGCGUGGCGCCUAUUUUAUUUAUCGCGGAUAUUUUAGCAUAUAGUAUUUUAAUUUAUUUACUAAGGUUUGUUCACAAUGAUUCCUGGCCGGAUUAUUUUUCUCAAUUGAUUAUUUGUGUAAUCUUUGCAUUUGAAA